Messenger RNA from Anolis carolinensis (green anole), 19619 nucleotides. It is a transcript of the gene nhsl2, whose product is annotated as NHS like 2. Bases 6175 to 9489 code for a protein of 1104 amino acids. Lineage: Eukaryota; Metazoa; Chordata; Lepidosauria; Squamata; Anolidae. The record is from RefSeq and is a predicted model, not a curated record. Gene Ontology annotation, biological process: cell differentiation. The transcript is spliced from 8 exons.
AAGGCUAAAGGUCUUGCAAAAUGAUAACUCUCAGGAGGGAUGGCAGUUAAAGCGGCGUUAAACUGUGCUAAUUCCACAGUGUAGAUGCAGCCCAGGCUUUGAAUCCCAUCUCAGUCAAAGGUACCAAUUGUGUGACCUUACGCAAGUCACACUCUCUCAGCCUCAGAGGCUAGAUAGAUGAGUAGAUAGAUAAAUAGAUAGAUGAAUAGAUGAAUAGAUAAAUAGAUAGAUAGAUGAAUAGAUAGAUAGAUGAAUAGAUAAAUAAAUAGAUAAAUAGAUAGAUAGAUAGAUAGAUAGAUGAAUAGAUAGAUAGAUAGAUAGAUGAAUAGAUAAAUAAAUAGAUAAAUAGAUAGAUAGAGAAAUAGGUAGAUAGAUAAAUGGAUAAAUAGAUAAAUGGAUAGAUAGAUAGAUAGAUAGAUAGAUAGAUAGAUAGAUAGAUAGAUAAAUGGAUAGAUAGAUAAGUGGAUAGAUAGAUAGAUAGAUAGAUAGAUAGAUAGAGAAAUAGGUAGAUAGAUAAAUGGAUAGAUAGAUAAAUGAAUAGAUAGAUAGAUAGAUAGAUAGAUAGAUAGAUAGAUAGAGAAAUAGGUAGAUAAAUGGAUAGAUAGAUAAAUGGAUAGAUAGAUAGAUAGAUAGAUAGAGAAAUAGGUAGAUAGAUAAAUGGAUAGAUAGAUAGAUAGAUAGAUAGAUAGAUAGAUAGAUAGAUAGAUAGAGAAAUAGGUAAAUAGAUAAAUGGAAAGAUAGAUAAAUGGAUAGAUAGAUAAAUGGAUAGAUAGAUAGAUAGAUAGAUAGAGAAAUAGGUAGAUAGAUAAAUGGAUAGAUAGAUAAAUGGAUAGAUAGAUAGAUAGAUAGAUAGAUAGAUAGAUAGAUAGAGAAAUAGGUAGAUAGAUAAAUGCAUAGAUAGAUAAAUGGAUAGAUAGAUAAAUGGAUAGAUGGAUGGAUGGAUGGAUGGAUGGAUGGAUAGAUGGAUGGAUGGAUAAAUAGAUAGAUAGAUAGAUAGAUAGAUAGAUAGAUAGAUAAGUAGAUAGAUUGUGUGACCUUGUGCAAGUCACACUCUCUCAGCCUCAGAGGAAAGCAAUGACAAAUCUCUGCAGAAGGUGUGAACCAUCCCAUGACUCAAUAGCAUUGAAGGAUAGUAGUUAAAGCAGCGUUAAACUGUGCUAAUUCCACAGUGUAGAUACAGCCCAGGCUUCGAAUUGUGUCUCAGCCAAAAGAACCCAUUGUGUGACCUUGAGCUAGUCACACUCUCUCAGCCUCAGAGGAAAGCAAUGGCAGAAGGUGGGAGCCAUCCCAUGACUCUAUAGCAUUGAGGGAUGGCUUUUAAAGUGGUGUUAAACUGUGUUAAUUCCACAGUGAAGAUGCAACCCAGGCGUCAAAUAUCGUCUCAGCCAAAAGAACCCAUUGUGUGACCUUGAGCAAGUCACACACUCUCAGCCUCGAUGGCAAAUCUCUGCAGAAGGUGGGAGCCAUUCCAAUUCAAGACAUUUCCCAAGUUUUUGGACAGCUCCUUUCCUCUUUUUUGCUCUGCUUUAUUCAGAAAGACAGGCAGGGUGUGCAAUUUUUUUACAACGCACUCAAUAGAGAGGGUCUUUUUUAAAACAAAAAGAUACGGGAGAUUUGUCAAAAUUGUGUUGCCAUGGCAUUCAGAUGACUUUUAAAAACUGCUCAUUGAUUGGCAGGUAGAGGGAGCAAUGGCCUUGUGCAGGAGGCGGGCUGAUGGAAGCCAAUUGGCCGAGGAAAGGGCUGGGAGGCUAGUUCACCUUGGCUGCUCUGCAUUUCUGCAAUUUGGGUGAUGGAAAGGGGUUGAAAAAUCAUCGCUGGGGGGAGGAUUGAAAUGUAGAGCCUUCGUUGAUCUGCGUUAUGGACUAUAUGAAAAUAUGCUUGGUAUUCCUUGACCAAAAUGCUUGGGAUCUGAUGUAGAUUUUUCUAGAAUCUUUCCACAUAUGGAUUCUCCUAACGUUUCACCUGCAUCUGUGGCUAAUGUCGUCUUCAAAAGUUCUGUUGGCAAUGAGGCAAGUGGGGUGUAUUCAUAUUGGUGGAAGAAAGAACCCUUGCCUGGGUCCACAAGCACGUGAACAACAGAAAAGAGGAAACCAUGAAAAUGAACAAAAUCUGGUUACCAGUAUUUUUUUUAAAAAACCAAAAUCAAGGCAGUAAAUAAUGAACACCGCUCAGAAACAGUCACAAUCUAGACAACAAGCAAUCUGGGGCCAGUUAACAUCUCCCAAAUAGAGGAUGCCUCCAGGCAACAACAGCCAGGCUACCUCUGUGCAGAUAGAUACCCUUCUAAUUGACUUUGCAGCUUCAUGGCUACUCAUGGUAUUUAUUCAUAGAAGCCAGUGGUUUCCAAACUUAUUUGGCUUACUGCCCCCUUUCCGGAAAAAAUAUUACUCAGCACCCCCUGGAAAUUAAUUUUUUUAAAAUUUAUAAUAGCAAUAGUACUGAUUUACGGCUACAGCACGAGGAUUUUGGAUGUAUGGAUUUUUAACCAUAUAUUUUAUAUUUUUAUAUUUUUUUAAUUGCUUUAAUUGGAUUUUUAUUGUUAUGUUUUAAUUAUGUGUAGGCAUCGAAUUGUUGCCAAUUGUGUACGCCGCCCUGUGUCCCUUUGGGUGAGAAGGGCGGGAUAUAAAUGUUUGAAAUAAAUAAAUAAAUAAAUAAAUAAAAACAAAGAUAUAUGUAUUAAGCAUAUGGCAAAUGCACCUGUGGCCAUCACCGCCCCCUGGAUCACUGCGGUGCCCACCAGGGGGCGGUAGCGCCCACUUUGGGAAUCACAGAUAUAAGCAUUAAUCCAUUUAAUCAUUCGUGAAUAUAUUUGUGUGUAUGAUGCAUGUGAAUCUAUGUUUAUAUUUAGGUAAAAGUAAAGGUUUCCCCUGACAUUAAGUCCAGUCGUGACCGACUCUGGGGGUUGGUGCUCAUCUCCAUUUCUAAGCCCAAGAGCCGGCAUUGUCCAUAGACACCUUCAAAGUCAUGUGGCUGGCAUGACUGCAUGGAGUACAGUUACCUUCCUGCCGGAGCAGUACCUAUUGAUCUACUCACAUUUGCAUGUUUUCAAACUGCUAGGUUGGCAGAAGCUGGGGCUAACAGUGGGCGCUCAUUCUGCUCCCCGGAUUUGAACCUGCAACCUCUUGGUCUGCAAGUUCAGCAGCUCAGCGCUUUAACACACUGCGCCACCAGGGGCCCUAUGUUUAUAUUUAAAAGGUAAAGGUUUCCCCUGACGUUAAGUCCAGUCGUGACCAACUCUGGGGGUUGGUGCUCAUCUCCAUUUCUAAACCCAAGAGCCGGCAUUGUCCAUAGACACCUCCAAGGUCAUGUGGCCGACAUGACUGCAUGGAGCGCCGUUACCUUCCCGACAGAGCAGUACCUAUUGAUCUACUCACAUUUACAUGUUUUCGAACUGCUAGGUUGGCAGAAGCUGGGGCUAACAGUGGGCGCUCAUUCUGCUCCCGGAUUCGAACCUGCAACCUUUUGGUCCGCAAGUUCAGCAGCUCAGCGCUUUAACACACUGCGCCACCGAGGGACCUAUGUUUAUAUUUACAUCCUCCAAAAUUGGGAGCAGGAUUUGCAGUAAACUUGAGUCUUAGCUCCAACAGGAAAGGGAAACAGGAGUGAGAGCAAAAGGGAAGGAAACAGAGGUUCAAGCAAAAACAAUACUGAUUAUUAUUCUCCCCUUUACCGUUCUGCAUGCUAUUCACAGCCGGGCUUAUAUUCCUUGCUCUAGUUAAAGUCCUUUCAGGAGGGAAGCUGCAUAAAUACUGUAUAUACUUGAGUAUAAGCCUAGUUUUUCAGCCCUUUUUUUAGACUGAAAAAGCCCCCCUCGGCUUAUACUCGGGUGAGGGUCCUGGUUGGCUUAUAUUUGGGUCAGCUAAUACUCAAGAAUAUAUGUUACAUUUAUUAUUAUUCUCUAUUAUUGUUACUACUGUUACAUUUAUUUUACUAUAUUUUUUAUUAUUACAGUAGAGUCUCACUUAUCCAACAUAAACGGGCCGGCAGAAUGUUGGAUAAGCGAAUAUGUUGGAUAAUAGGGAGAGAUUAAGAAAAAGCCUAUUAAACAUCAAAAUAUGCUAUGAUUUUACAAAUUAAGCACCAAAACAUCAUGUUAUACAACAAAUUUGACAGAAAAAGUAGUUCAUUACACAUUAAUACUAUGUAGUGAGUGUUGGAUAAGUGAGACUCUACUGUACUGUAAAUAAAUAAAUAAAUAGAUGUGUAGAUACUACACUGACCAUUUAUUGCAGUUUCAAACUGGUAUUGCAGAUGAUUACAUAGGAAAGCCUGAAGUCAGUUUAAGGUCUGGAUGGCACUUACGCAAACCACAGCGCAUUGAUGUGAUAUAGGGGCUUGACAAUACUUCUGCAAAAUGAGGUUAUGGAUAUAUUUAAAUGGCGCUUGCUGUAUGUUUUUAAAUUAUUUUAUUUGAUAUGUUAAUUGGGUUUUUGUAUCAGGAUAUGAUGCUUUAACUGAUUAUGUAUCGUAGUCGGAUGUAUUUGUAUGAAAUUUAUAUGUUUUAGGCUGCUUUGAAUCCCAACCAUGGGAGAAAAGUGGGAUAAAUACCUUGCUGUGUAGACUUAAAAUAUGGAUAAUUUUUUUCAUGUCAGGAGCGACUUGAGAAACUGCGUCGCUUCUGGUGUGAGAGAAUUGGCCGUCUGCAAGGAUGUUGCCCCGGGGACGCGUGGAUAUUUUACCAUCCUGUGGGAGGCUUAUCUCAUGUCCCCACAUGGGAAGCUAGAGCUGACAGAUGGGAGCUCACCCCGCUCCCUGACCUUUCGGUCAGCAGUCAUGCCGGCACAAGGGUUUAAUAAUAAAAAUAAUAAUAAUAAUAAUAAUAAUAAUAAUAAUAAUAAUAAUAAUAAUAAUAAGUUUAUUUAUAUCCCGCCUCCAUCUCCCCUGAAGGGGACUCGGGGCAGCUUACAGCAAAAUCAAAAUACAGUAGAGUCUCACUUAUCUAACAUAAACGGGCUGGCAGAACGUUGGAUAAGCGAAUAUGUUGGAUAAUAAGGAGAGAUUAAGGAGAAGCCUAUUAAACAUCAAAUUAGGUUAUGCUUUUACAAAUUAAACACCUAAACAUCAUGUUAUGCAACAAAUUUGACAGAAAAAAUAGUUCAAUACGCAGUAAUGUUAUGUAGUAAUUACUGUAUUUACGAAUUUACCACCAAAAUAUCACGAUGUAUUGAAAACAUUGACUUCAAAAAUACGUUGGAUAAUCCAGAACGUUGGAUAAGUGAGACUCUACUGUAAUAAUAAUAAUAAUAAUAAUAAUAAUAAUAAUAAUAAUAAUAAGUUUAUUUAUAUCCCGCCUCCAUCUCCCCCAAAGGGGACCUGGGGCGGCUUACAGCAAAAUCAAAAUACAAGCAAUGAUAAAAUAUGAAACAUCAAAGGACAACAAUAAAAACCAAUAAUAAAAUAUGCACAAUAGGCGAAAAUACAUAACACAGAAUUGAAACAUCAAAUUAAAAACAACGAGGUUGCAAUAGUGGAUAAGCAAGGUGCACAUUAUGAGUAACAAAUUCGUAAAUAGAUAAAGUGCAUUAGAAUCAUUUAAGGUCACAUUAGGUCAUAUUAACCCAUUGCAUUACCGGGGUCUCCGAAUAUGGGUGAUGCGGUCACAAAGUUUCAGUUUUGUUUCAUUUGUUAUCAGAAUCCGCAGCUCUCCGGGCAAUGAUGGGAGAAUUUUUCCACAGUCCCCAAUUUACUUAGGUUAUUUGUAGUUUUUCAGUUGUUUUCCUAAAGUUUGCAAAGUCGAAAGAGUGCAGGAACAAUUGUGCAAAAACAGCCCCCAGUCGCCUGAAAACUAAACAUACAGGGACUCGUUCUCCCUGUUCCCAGGGCUUUGUAGAUAGGAAGGAAGACGGGGACAGGCCAAUGACAAUGGGCCAGCAGGAGUCGAGUCAAACAGCCAAUUCCUGGUGAUUUCCUCUCCACCGAGGGCCAGAGAAAGUGGAGGAGGACUAGAAUCAGGCCGACGGACUGGGAACAAAAGGGGAAACUCCCUCUCUGGGUCCAGUCCUGAGAUGGAAGCAUGAAUGCCACGCAACCCACCUAAAGUUGCUUGGUUGAUACUUGGCUCCUGUUUUUGGAGCAGUGAGAGAGUCAAAGGAGAGUUUUGUCAUACAUUACUCUGAAUUUAUUUGAUUUCUAGUGGAUACUUUGAGACUGUUGCUGUUGGAGAGCAUAGGAACCAUGCUUAUGUCUUGGCACAAAGCAGCCACUUCUAACUUAGAUCCAGAUGUGAAGAAGCCCACCCCACCGAAGCUCCUAUGGCAUCAACCGAUCAAUAUCUUCUUGGCCCGGCCUGUUGGCAUGGAAGAGCUGCACCACGAAGCGGAGCUCAACCUCCAGAGCAUGCUCCAAGAGGAGCACGAAGAGCCAUAUGCUGAAGGCCGAGUCAGUGGGCAGACCUUCCGCUACAGCAGCCCCCUCUCUCCAGAAAGGCCCCUUGACUGCAGCCCUCGGCCCCCAUCCGCCAAACGCCUUGAGUUUGUGUACAUGCCUUCAAACCAGCAAGUGAAGGAGAGCGAGUCCACCUCUCUGGGGGUCAGGCCCGUGGAACCUUCCCUUAGUUUGCCUGCGACUCCCAACAGACACACAGCCUGGGGCCGGAGCAGUGCUUUGCCUUCCUUGGACGAGAAGAAGGUGCACCAGCCGUGUUCAACCCAAGCUAACAUUGUCCCCAUCAACGUCUCUGGCCAGCCAUUCGCCAGACACGCAAGUGCACGCCAUUCUCUCUUUAACACGGAGACCGCGAUGAAUCCCAAGUCUUUGCUGCGACGGAGGCGGACGGUCAUCGGUUUUCCUCAUCUCACCAUGCGAGACCAAGGCAACAGCAACGGCCCUGUUCACAACCCUCCGGCAACCAUAGCUGAGUCCGUUUCCUGCAACUUUGUCCCCGAUGUUGUCAAUGGGAGAAGCACCACUCACCACGUCCGGUCCCCUCAACCCCGGCCGCAGCUGAGGAAGACCUUCAGUGACCUUGGGGGAGCUCUUCAGGGACGGUGUUGCCCGGUGCCCGCUGGGCAUGCAGAAAACCCCAGGGUGAUGUAUGCCAGUCCUUCGUGCAAUGGCCCCAAGGAGGACCCGGUCUUCUCUCCUGCUUGGAGUGCAGCCUCUUUCGGCUACGUGAGCCCCUCCAUGAGCCAAAGCGAGCUGGCGGCAGAGAGCGUGACUCCGUUGUCUCCGUGCAGCCCCAAGGGAACCCCAGACUCUGACCAAGCCGCCUCCUUCUUCAUCAGCAAAGACCUGGCGGUCGGAAACAACGGGUCUGGGUCCUUCUGCACUUCUCCUGAGUCCUCCAUCCCUGCCGACGGAGGCUCAAGUUGUGGGGAAAGAAACGGCAAGGCCCAUUUGGUCCUCCUCAGCCCAGCGGAAGAGGACUGCCCACAAGUGGAGAGGGGGAGGAUCACGUGCCGGUUCCGCGAAAGGUCUCUCUCGGUCCCUACCGACACGGGCUCCCUGUGCUCUGUGGACAUUGGGGGCAGCGAGACCUUUGGGCUGAGCUAUCCCAGCGCGAGUUCUGAAGGCAGCACGAGCACAGACAACGUCUCGCUGUCGGUGGAGCAGGAGGCUCAGGCACAGCAACGGCGGCAGCGCACCAAGAGCAUCUCGCUCAAGAAGGCCAAGCGGAAGCCCUGCCCGCCGACCCGCAGCGUCUCUCUGAUCAAGGAUGUGCAAGAGGAGAUGGCGGAGAUGGAUGACGAGGCCGGGACGGAGGAUCAGCGCCCGCAAAGCCUGUUUUUGCUUCCUGACGUGCAGGUCCACGGCCAAGGUGACGCAUCCAGGGAGCUGGAAAGUGUGCCGUACACCCAGCAGUGGUACAUGCCAGAGUGGAGCUCCAGCGAGCCCUAUUGCUCUCUUUCUGGCUCCAGCACCACCACCGGGGCCACCAUGAUUGAGCUUUCCAAAACACAAGGCAGCUCCGAGUCCCUCCCUUCGCCCUCCAUCUCGCGGGCCACCACGCCGUCCCAGCUCUCCGCUGAAGUGAAUUUGAAAACCUCCUCCCCAGGGAGGCCAACGGGCGUGAUGUCUCCUUCCAGCGGCUACUCCAGCCAGUCUGAGACCCCAACCCCAACCGUCCCAACCUCGCUGGUCCUCGGACAUACUCCGCACCAGACCGGGCGGACGAGACCCCUUGUGCCUGAGAGGAAGUCCUCGCUGCCCCCCGUCUCUCCCCUGGAGCAGAGCCCCAAGUCGCGCCUCUCCUUCGACCUGCCGUUCGCGCCACCAACACACCUGGAUCUUUCAGGGCUGAAGAUCUCGCGCAAAGCCAAGGCCAAAGUGAGCCGGCACCAUUCAGACUCCACCUUCGGAACCAAGCUGGGCCCAAAGCUGAGCCCCGUGCAGCCUGUCAUGCCCAUGGUGACGCAGCUGGACCUCCGCUCUGUCCGCCUGCGCUCCAUCAGCCGCUCCGAGACAGAGGACAACCUGGAGAGCCCUGAACCUGUGGAGGAGCCCGGAAAGAAGAUCCGGCCACCCGUGGCAGAGAAGCCACCCCUCUCACGGCGACCCCCGAUGCUCCUACAUAGGACCCCGCCGGUCCAGGAGGAGUCUCCCACGGGCUCUCCAACAUCUCCAUUGACACCACAGCAUGCCAUUCCUGAAGACAACAUCUACAUGGUGGCCAGGAGACCUGAGCACCACCAGUGGGACACAGACGCCUGGGGUCCCGUGGAGUCGCCCUCCCCGGGCGGAGCAGUCUCUCCCGGACGGGGCCCCCCAGGCACAUUUUUCACUCCUGUACGGCAGUUAUCUGAGGACAGCCUGGAGGAGGAUGAAGAGAUGAAGCUCAAGCUUCUGGGAGAGAGGACGCCUGGAGAGGAGAGCCGCAAAACCAAAGUCCCGCCCCCUGUCCCCAAGAAGCCCAGCAUGCUUUACUUGCCACUGGUGGCCUCCCCACUCCACCCAGGAGCCUGUGCGGGGGACACAAGACUGGACAUCAGCCCUGUUAUGGGAGAUGAGAACUCUGCCUACCCCAGACUCACCACCUGCAAGGUCUCAUCCCCUGCGGCCAGUGAGCCAAAUGGCAGCUCAACCACUACAGAUGGAUCUUGGGAGGACUUUUCAGGGAAUUCCGUGGACUUGAGAGCCGAAGAGAAGCGCUUUGUCAGCGACAAAACAGCUGAGUCUAUAACAGAGGAGGAGGACGAUGUGUUCAUGACAUCCCGAACCACCGAGGAUUUAUUUACUGUCAUUCACAGGUCCAAGCGGAAGCUACUGGGGUGGAAGGAACCCAGCGAUGCCUUUGGCAACCGGAUGAAUUCCCAGAUGCCCUCCAAAAAUGCCGGAGGGUCCCUGAGCAGCGACAACAUUUCGGGCAGCACAAGGGCCUCCCACAAGAACGAAGACUUCAAGGCUCUCCUGCAGAAGAAAGGCGGGAAGGGCGCCUCCGGCACCCGCACAUCCGCGGCCGAAUUGCUCAAGAGCACCAACCCUUUGGCGCGGAGGGUCAUGACGGAGUUUACUGUGGACGGGACCAUCCAAAGCCCGAAGACCCAGCCGUGAGUCGGGUGGGAGGAAGGAAGCCUUGUCUCUUCCCACAGGCUCUAAGCCACCCCCAGGUUGGUCUUCGGGGUGAAAAUACUUCCCUUUGGGAGUUUUGCCAAAACCAGUCUUUGUCCGUUUGCUGGCCAUGAUUAACACCGUCGUGGUUCUUACUUCUGGGACAGGGAGACAGACUCCGGAUAUUUUUUUUAAGUGUCUUAAAUGUAGAGCACACCCAUCCCUUAUGGAAACAGCUGCACAUCUUUGCUUUCGAGGAGAGAAGCUUAGUUGGUCGGAAGAAGUCCCUGUGACAUGGAUGUUCCUGUGACGGGGCAAUGACAGGUUGAUGUCCCAUGUGCCAUCAUCUUCCUCAGUUGCAUGAAGAGCGGAAUAUUCUUCUCUCUCUCUCAUUUUCAGGGCUUCCGAGUCCCUCUCCGCAGUGAAGCUCAUUUGGAACUGUUCGGUUUCUUCGGCAUGUGGUACUUCCAGUGCUUGUACGAUACAAUAUACAUCUGUCGUGGCUUCUUUUGUUUUGAAAAUUUUUACCCUAAGAAUCAGAUCUAAUCCUUUCUUUGUGUUAGUUUCGAUUUCCAAGUGUUUGAAGGUUGCAAACUGGCCACUUAGGAAGACAAUGCAGGUGUCCUUCAAACCAAGAAACUCUGUUGCUUUAGAUAGUUGCUUUAGUUGAUAUCCGAUGCUCAUCCACAAAACAGGGCUGGUGCAUAUGUAUUGCCAGGGCCAAAGCUCAUUGGUUUAUUAUCCAGUGGUCCAAUAGUCCAGAAAUUGCCAAAUCCUCCGUAUUGGUUCCAUCAUCCAUGGACCAUCCUAUUGUGAUGGUAACCCCAAAUGUAAGAAAUAUGGGGUGUAUUUUUUUAAUAUUGUCAAAUUAUUGAAGCCAAACUCAGUCAUACAACUGCCCAUCCUCAUAAUUCUACAGAACCUAUAGUAGAUCCAUUAAGAGCAAAACAUAAUGUGGUUCUUUAGAGUUCCUGAGCUGCAGCAUUUGUGUUACAGGAAUGGAUUCUAUCUAGAUCAGGCAUGGGCAAACUUGACCUUCCGUCCAGGUGUUUUGGACUUCAAUUCCCACAAUUCUUGGCCUUAGCCUCACUUGAAGAUCAAAACACUUGGAGGGACGAAGUUUGCCCAUGCCUGGCCUAGAUACACUCGGUGGUGGGACCCUUUGGGGGCUUUUAUCUGGUGCAAGACUUAAAAUGUCCUAAAUGGCCUUUUGUUGGUCAUCAUUUAGAAAAGGGCUGACUGUGUCUGUGGUGGAAUCAAUAGUAUGUUAGUCUUGAGCCCCAUCUGCACUGCCAUAUAAUGCUGCUUAAUGUCAUUGAUUUCAUUAUAUGAGUCUACACUACCACACAGCAAAAGGACAGGGUUUGGUUUUAGCACAGCGUAACUUUUCUGAUUACCAAAUAGUGCCCCUAUUUAAGCAAGAAAAUAUCUAUAAAGUAGGAAACAAAAAUCAACUACAGUAGAGUUCCGGUUAUCCGACAUAAACAGAGUCCCCGGUGGUGUAGUGGAUUAAAACCUUGUGACUUGAAGGUUGGGUUGCUGAUCUGGAAGCUACCAGAUUCGAACCCCUCCUUUAUUAUCCAACAUUUUCACUUAUCCAAUGUUCUGCCGGCCCGUUUAUGUUGGAUAAGUGAGCCUCUGCUGUAUACCCUAUCUAUCUAUAUAAAAAAAUAUCUAUCUAUCUAUCUAUCUAUCUAUCUAUCUAUCUAUCUAUCUAUCUAUCUAUCUAUCUAUGCUAUCCAUAUAUUUAUAUCUGCUAUCCAGGAGCCUCCGGUGGCCUAGGGGAUAAAAGCCUAGUGACUUGAAGGUUGGGUUGCUGAUCUGAAAGCUGCCAGGUUCAAAUCCCACCCGGAGAGAGUGUGGAUGAGCUCCCUCUAUCAGCUCCAGCUCCAGCUCCAUGCGGAGACAUGAGAGAAGCCUCCCAUAAGGAUGGUAAAAACAUCAAAACAUCUGGGCAAUGUCCCCUGGCCAACGUCCUUGCAGACGGCCAAUUCUCUCACUCCAGAAGUGACUUGAAGUUUCUCAAGUCGCUCCUGACACGGAAAAAAAAAAGAAAACAGGCAGGCUGAAUGUCGGAUAAUUGAAACUGUUGGAUAAUAGGGAGGCCCUACUAUCCCUCCCAGAAAGCCAGGUGUUUUCAAGGAGGGAAAAGUCUGCAGUGUUGGGCAUCCGCUGGGAGGCGCGAGAUUCUGGUGUGUCGGAUAAUACGGUGUGUCGGAUAAGCAGAAGUCGGAUAACCAGAACUCUACUGUAUACUAUCUUUAGUUACACAUAAUAGGCAUGUAAAGAGGACCCCAUUUUAUUUGACUCUGAAUCCAGCUGUCUGCAAUUCAGGGCACCCACUUCCAAUAUACUCAGUCUAAUGCAGGGUUUAAAUAGUAUUUCAAUCUCUCCGUCGCUCUCUUUCACUGGCUAAAUCUUGCCUUGUUGCCAGCAACAGCUGUGUCUCAAGAGGCACUGUCUCUUUCAGCCGGACUCCUGGUCCUUGUAAACGGCCCACAAAUCAUGUUGCAAAGUAGUGUUUCCCAAGACAGGACUUUCCAGAUGUCUUGGCUUGUAUGCUUGUGCUAGAGAGGAAUGCGUUGUAAAGGGGCGGAGAACGAUCUUCCCCUUGCCGUGCUUCAAGCACAUCCCAAAACGUGCCCCAAAGGGCUGUAAAACACUCCAGAACGGGUUUUCCAGCCCUCCAGGGAGGAGACUGAAAUCCCAGCGAUGCCCAUUGGCGUCAUGUUGGAUUUCGGUCCAACUUUGAUGUUUCGCAUUAAUGACGAGAGUUGGAGCCCAGCCCUUGAGAAAUGUUACUGUAAAUUGGGUUGAAGGGUGGAAACAUGAGUUAUGAGUUGCUUUGCUGCAGUGCUGUUUUAGCUAUCUUGAUGUCCUGCAUCUUAACACUGAGUGCCAAUAUUCUGUGUGCCAAAGAGGUGGAAUUUCAUGAUAUCAUGACAAAUUGUUAUAUAUGGAUUAGGGAGGGGAAAAAUUGGAAAAUCUGAAUUACAAAGUGGCUAGAAAUUGUCUUUGGAUCUGUAUUAUAUGAUUAGUGUAUACCAGGCAUGGGCAAACUUGGGCCCUCCAGGUGUUUUGGACUCCAACUCCCACAAUUCCUAACAGCCUACCGGCUGUUAGGAAUUGUGGGAGUUGGAGUCCAAAACACCUGGAGGGCCCAAGUUUGCCCAUGCCUGGUGCAGACUCAUACAAUGCAGUUUAAUAUGAGAGUGUGUGACCACGUCUUCAUAAUUUGGUUAGCUCUCAAACAUAAUGAUAACUAAACAUAGCUGUCUAUUCUAAACAAUAUCUGAGAAAUAUGCACCAUGAUAAAGGUUCAAAGCAUAGAACACAAUAUGUAUAUUAGACCAUCAUAUACAUAAUAAUGUUAACAAUAAUACAAAUAUUACAACUGAUGACCAAAUUCAGUCAGCUGUAGUGACACACAGUUGUAACUUACAGAGUAUAAACUUUAUACUCUGUAAGUUACACAGUUGUAACUUACAGAGUAUAAAGAUUUAUAGACUGCAAUCAUCCAGAUUUAAAUGCUACACAGAGCAGUUUUCAGUAUAAAACAUAUACAUAUAAACUUAUAAAACAUAUUUAUUGUCAACAAACUGAAGCUACGGCUAAUUGACUGCAUUUACAUCCUGAGGAGUCCUAUAGAAUUGCUCCAAGACUUCAGAGACUUUGAUUUGUUUUGACUCCAAACCAGGUUUGAGCCAAUUGAUUUGUACACUGAUAUAUUUAGUUAGCAUAUUACAUUUUGGAGAGACUGAAUGUGAACAUAUUGUGUCGCUAACAAAUUUCAGUUGGAAUCUGGUUGAUAUAUGUUUUAUACUGAAAACUGCUCUGUGUAGCAUUUAAAUCUGGAUGAUUGCAGUCUAUAAAUCUUUAUACUCUGUAAGUUACUACUCUGUAAGUUACGACUGUGUGCCACUACAGCUGACUGAAUUUGGUCAUCAGUUGUAUUAUUUGUAUUAUUGUUAACAUUAUUAUGUAUAUGAUGCUCUAAUAUACAUAUUGUGUUAUAGAAUCAUAGAAUCAUAGAAUAGUAGAGUUGGAAGAGACCUCAUGGGCCAUCCAGUCCAACCCCCUGCUAAGAAGCAGGAAAUCGCAUUCAAAGCACCCCUGACAGAUGGCCAUCCAGCCUCUGUUUAAAAGCCUCCAAAAAAGGAGCCUCCACCACAGUCUGGGGCAGAGAGUUCCACUGUCGAACAGCUCUCAUAGUGAGGAAGUUCUUCCUGAUGUUCAGGUGGAAUCUCCUUUCCUGUAUUCUAUGCUUUGAACCUUUAUCGUGGUGCAUAUUUCUCAGAUAUAGCUCUCAAACAUCUCCGCAAGUUCUGCCGAACUCACCUUGCCUGCAUCCCUAAUCCUAUCCAGAUUUUAAUAGUAGCUGCCUUGUUAUUGAAGAUGGAUGAAUUCUGGAUAUGGCAGAUUAAUGAAUUAGCAAUAAUCGAGUCACUUUUAGUGGGGUCAAACAGUUCUUACAGGAUUUUAGCUUUUGCAUCUCAUUCUUCGGACCAAUUACCUUCCUUUUUUUUAUUAGCUUGUUCCCAAGAUUUUUCUCCAUGGCCUUCCUCCUUUAGUAAAGGCUGAGGCCAAAACCAGCAGGGAGAUUUUGCACCCAGUCAAGGCCGGUCUCUCAUUCCUUUCUGGAGUGCUUUGAUGGCCUCAGAGAGAGCCAAGCUCCUUUCUAUUAAUAUUCUUUUGUCUCCCAGGAGGUGGUACCUGCCACUUCUGCUCAGAUGAAGCAGGACUUGCUUUAAAAACGCGGCUGUGCCUCAAUUCCGUGGCUUCGCUUGGCUUUAAUUACAUGUUCCUCCAGCCGUUGCCAUGGAUUUCCACAAUCAGGGUUGCAAUUAAUGUUCCAGCUCAGAGGCUUCAUUGAUCGUUGAGAUGACUCCCCUCCACCGCAGGCACGGUUCGGGUUCUGCUUUUCUCCAAUGUUUAGAAGGAUUCUUAUGGAGGAGAGCCACUUUUUUGGAAGGCCUUAUUAGCAUGGUGUUUCAAUCCCAUUCCUCCCAGUUUCAGACCUGUGCUGGAUUGGGAUGGAUCCAGCAAGUAAUGGAUAUUACUCCCUUCCAGAAAGAAGGAGCUCUGGCUUCUCAAGUUUGGGCUAAAGAUAGAGUGAUUUUGUAGAGUAAAAAGCUUAUGCAGAUGACUUUUUUAUCAUAUCAUAAGCGACGAGAACAUACUGGUGUGAGAGAAUUGGCCGUCUACAGCAGUGGUUCCCAACCUUUGGACCUCCAGGUGUUUUGGACUUCAGCCCCCAUAGUUCCUAACAAUUGGUAAGCUGGCUGGGAUUUCUGGGAGUUGAAAUCCAAAACAUUUAGAGACUCAAAGUUUGGGAACCACUGGUCUGCAGAGACAUUGCUCAGAUGCGUUACUGGAGGCUUCUCUGUGUCCCCACAAGCUAGAGCUGAUGGAUGGGAGCUCACCCCAUCUUGCAGAUUUGAAACAGGUCAACAACCCAAUCUUCAAGUCAGCAGUCCAGCCGGCACAAGGGUUUAACCCAGGGGUCCUCGAACUUUUUAAGUUCACAGUCUCCCAGACUGUUGGGAAGCCGGACUAUGAUGAAAUAGUCCAAAAUUAGGGUUGUUGUUGUUGUGUGCCUUCAAGUCGUUUCUGACUUAGGUCAACUCCAAGUCUAAGGUUCAGGACAGGGGCCAGGUCAAUGACCUUGGAGGGCCGCAUCCGCCCCACGGGCCUUGGUUUGGGGACCCCUGGUUUAACCCAUUGCACCACCCUGGCUCCUAUGAUGCAGAGGACUAUGUGGGAUCAUUAGAAAAAGAGAAAAAAGUUCUAAACUGAGCCAGGCUGGAUCUCAUUGUGUCUGUCCGAACGAUGUUGUGACCUGUGCCUCGAUCUAAAGCCAAUAGUCUGAUGUGCAUUAAUCCAGAAGCAAGGGCUAGGUUUUUGUAACAUCAUGUAACACUAGAUAUAGGAAAACUGAGUGUAUGUUCAGGGUGACGUCAUUGGAAACAAAAUAAGUUCUUGGAUUUUUUGUAGGAAAGGAUAACGUUCUGGCCAUUCCAGGAAUGACAGCUGUUUUUUCACGUGUGCCAUGUGAAUUGAUCAUAAUAAGGAGGGAACAGCUGUAUAUAACAAGCUACUAAAACCAUGCUGUUCUUCCUCUCUGAACCCUCCCAGAGAAGCAGUAGGAACGCAGGCUGUUUUAAUUCUGAUUUUUUUUUUCUUUGCUUGAGCACAAAUUCUGCAGAACAGAUAUUUGCACCUCUCGGGGUGCGUGGGCUGGUGUAAUAAAGAGAGUCGGGAGGAAAAGGGCUCCUUGUACGCAUGUAUGGUUUCUGACUUUUCUAGCCCUUGUGAAACUCAGGAAUGUGCUGAAGUACCAAUGAUUAUACAUUUUGAUUCUACACAUUUGUCGACAUGGGUGGCAUAACCCCCAGGGAGAGAGAUCCAACUGAAGUGCCAGCUUCCCUUCUUUGUUGAAGUCCUGGUGACAGAAGUUUUGCUUGUGAAAAGCGAAUGGAUGCGGGUGUGUGAUGGAAACGGGGGAUCCCCUUGCCUUAGGAAAAAUGUCAGAAGCCUAGGCGAAACCUUCUAAUGUAAAGUGAUGUUAGAUUUCAGGGGUUGUUAAAGGAUUUAGGCUUAGAAAGUAAAUAUUUACCCUUAGGGGAUGAAAAGAUCCUGCCACUAUCAUUUGGCCAGCCUAGCUAUGUCAGCAUAAGAAAUGGCAUCAGUGGGUACUAGAAGAGUGGCUCAUCGUGAAAGCUGUCUGUCUGCCAAGAAACAAAGGCCAGCAUCCUAAAAUGUGCAAUAAGUGUGGGUUACGCAUUGGUAUAUCUCCAUUUGGGCAGCAUACAGGUGCUAGUCACUAUCCCUUUUGUGCACCAUCCAGAUCAGUGGUUCCCAAUCUGUGGUCUGUGGACCACCAGUGGUCCACAAGAACUAAAAUAUGGCCCGUGGCCUCACCUUUACUACGAUAGAUAACAACACAGCCCAACCAAAAUAAAUAUUUUGUGGUCUUCGUUUUUAUGUAUUUAUUUACAGUAGUUAUAUUCCGCCCUUCUCACCCCGAAGGGGACUCGGGGCGGAUCACACUAUGUACAUAUAGGGCAAACAUUCAAUGCCCAUAUACACAUAGAACCGAGACAGAGACAGACAGACGCAGAGGCAAUUUAACCUUCUCCUGAGGGGAUGCUCGAUUCUGGCCACAGGGGGGAGCAGCUGCUUCAUCAUCCACUCUGACGGCACUUCCUCAUUCCAACAUCGUAAAUUAAUUAAAUUUGCCUCCCCACUUUUUUAUAAGUGGUACCUUAUUUCCUACUUGAUAGAUGCAACUAUCUUUCGGGUUGCUAGGUCAGCAACAAGCAGGGGUUAUUUUUUAUUUUUAAUUGACAGGUGCUCACCCCGCCACGGGCUGGCCUUGAACUCAUAACCUCAUGGUCAGAGUGAUUUAUUGCAGCAGGCUGCGCCACAACCCGGCCUGUUCCUGGGAUUAUUUGGGGUGCUGCUUCAGAAAAUUGCAUUGGAUAAACCACAUGACUAAAUAUGGUUUUCUGUGGGCGAGCUGAUGGUGACUGCUGGAUGGUAUAUGUUCUGUAUCAGAAGCUAAAACUGAUGUGGUCUAUCCAAUGCAAUUUUCCAAAUCAGCACCCCAAAUAACCAAACCGAAUCUAAAGUUGACCCAAAAUGGAUUCGUAACCAACAUUUGGGACUAAUGUUGGAAAGUGGUCCCUGGUCAAAUAAAAGUUGGGAAACACUGAUCUAGAGCCUCUCUAUGGCAUUUAUCAAGCCCUAGGUGGGAAGGGAAAGUUCAGACAACGAAGAAGCAAUUGGACUAGACUCUAUGGGGAAAGGAAUGAGGGCUCACGCUAUGUAUGGGUGCACAUUCAUUUCUUUCCCCCUUUGGACCAAAGUGUCUGAAUGGCCACCUCCCUCCUUGUAAGCAGCAGUCGGUUCCUCCAGGUUGUCUGGACUAGGAAAAAGGCAUGGACCAGAGCGAGAAAUGCAUGGGCUGAACAUUGUGCUUCACCUGCUGCAUCUCAACUGAUAUUUCUCUGUGGCUCCUUUUCUGGUCUGCUUUCCCUCCUGAUACUGACAGCUUUCACUGCCAUUUCUCUACGGCCACUACGCAUCACCCCAAAAGUGCCUUAUGCUGACAUAACCAACACUUACGCUAGUGUAGGUCACCAACAGGAUUCUAUAUUCUUAUAUUUGAUUUCAUGACAGUAACCUCCAUUGGGCACAUUAUGAUUUGUAUCUGAACAUGCAUGGAUAAGAAGGUCGUUCUUUUAAAAAUAUGUUAUCUCUCAGUGCUGAACGUGAAGCCUUUUAAAGACUUUCCCUAAACAUGCCAUUCUGAAAAUCCAUGUGAAGCUUUCAUUUUAAAAGUGCUCGUUUUGUGCUGCAAGUAGUAGCUCUGCUUGUUGUUUUCUUUUACUCUCCCCACCGGAAAAAUCUAUGUGCGUUUGACAGGGUAAACGAAGCAACAUCGGCCCCCCUUCCUGUGGGAGGGGGCCUUUGUAUGUCCUUCUAGCCUUAUUUUUUGAAACUGCUUCGUGUUUCGUUUGCAAAGGUUCUUGCAGCUUUUGAGGGUUUAGCAGCCUCGCUGUGUUUAGCAACCCCAACUGGCACCGUUGGACCAAAUCUCUUCGGUGUUCUGGUUUGCUUAAAAUGCAGCCAGGCCACGCAAUGCCACCAGCAUCCCCAAGAGCAAUCCAUUCCAGGAAAGGGAGGAACCAAUGGGAUGUGCAAUCAUUUGGCAUUGCUAAUAAUGUACGUAUUCUUCGCGGUCCAGCAGGAUGAACGUCCUCCUUCUACCAAACAAAACUGUUGACCAGUUGGAAUGUACUUUCCAAUCUCCUUAUGUCUGAAAUCGUCACAGAAGAUGGAAACAAGGGUAUAUGUGAGUUCUUAUUCUUGAAGAAAUGUAUGUAAUUUUUCUCCCCAAAAAGGGCUUUAAGCAAGCACUUUGAUUCCUGGUGAAGAAUGUACUUUUUUCCCCACACACCUGAGGCUAUCUUCUUUUUUUGUAGACCACCGCUACACAAUACUCGGUGGUUGUUUCUGAACGUUUUGGUGCUUGGCUGCACCCGGAUGAAAGCGCCGCCAGCAUAUGUGGCCAAGAAGAAAAUCGAGAUGCCAUUAAACUUUGUAUAGUGUUGUGUAGAACUGCUCAGGAAAAAAAAUGAAACGAAAAGGAAGGGAAACAAAGUGGUCAGUGGUGGCUUAAUCUUUAUCUGAUUGUACUACAGUGUUGUCCAGGUUGCCAAACGCCUGCCAGCAGGAGAUUUGCACUUUGGUUUCCUUUCAAAGAACUGCCUCAGCCCCUUGCUAUGUUUCCCCCCUCUAUAGCAGAUACUAUUUUUUUCAAGUGCAACCAUACCAGACUCUGCUGGGUUUGCUUCUUAGCAAACAUGCUUAAGAUUGCACUGUAUAAUAGAAAAACAACCCUUAAUCUAGGCACCGUGUCCUUAAAAGUAUCAAUAUCCUCGUGCGGUAGGAAAUGCGUGGACUAUUUAUUCCUUUCCCCUCUAUUUUCCUUUUUAAAAAGUAACAUUUAUCUUUCCCUUCCCUUUUUUUGCAAGGCAGCUUCUCAUAAGAAUGUGUUUUCCUUGCUCUGCACCGAAGUGGAUUAGACAGACUUUUUUCUCCCGAGGCAUUUCCGUACAGCCAAGGUAAUAAUCUAAGUCGCCUACCUAUAUUUAGGAUCUUUCCAGAUCGGAGGCUCUUAACAGAACCAGAACGGUGGAGCGAUGCUGUCUUUCCCACCGUUGCUUUGUAGUUAGACAAAAAGGCAAAACAAAUGGUGGGGAAAUGAGGGAGGAGGCUGAAUAGAGGGCAACAGCACCCCUUGGCACCCCAUUGAAUUCUCUUUAAUGCAGGGCACUGGGACAAUAAAAAGCCUCAUCUGGAAACACUCUUAAUCUAGCUCUCUCUAUAUUUGUAUUAGUCUUAUCUUAUCGUGAGCUGUCACAAGACGAAAGCGUUUUAUUGACUCUUGUAUGUACCGAUUCAAAUUUAAAGCGCAGGGUGCAAGACCCUCUUUCGAAUUCCAUUUCUUGCCAUUGUACAGUAACUGGAAAUGCAUAGAGAGACUUUUUUAUAUUUCUGAAUGUUGUACUUUUUAACUCCUUGCAAGCUUGGAAAUAUACUAUCUAAAUGUCUUUUAAAAACCAAAA